GGCACCGCCCUCAGGGCGCCCGCGCGCGGACAUGGCGGCGCCCGCCUACCCCGCCUGGGUGACGCGCUGGGCGUCGGGGCAGUGGCGGAACAAGAAGCGGCCCCCGACGCUCCGCCCGCCCCGGGCACUGGCGCUGGCCGACAAGGUGGCGAACCGCCGGGAGCAGUCGACAGAGGCAACGUGCAUUACGGAGAUGUCAGUAAUGAUGGCGUGCUGGAAACAGAAUGACUUCAACGACGCGCCUUGUGCCGAGGAGAUCAGGACGUUCUAUGACUGCGUGGCCAAGGCAGAAAAAGAGCGCAGGAAUCAAAGUGAGGACACCCUGUCAUCCAGGGGAAAUUUGCCUUCAAGCAAAGUGAACAAGCUCCUGAAGAGGUUUCCUCAGAUCACACGUUAUGUAUAAUGUACUUUAUGAAAGAGACUGUGGACAAGCAAUUAAAGUUGGGGUCUUGGUAAAAAAAAAAGGAAAGUCAAAUCGAGUGAUUUUUUGAUGUCAGGUGAUGCGUGGGUCUUGACCCUGGUUUUGAUUCCAGAGCAAAAACCACCCAUCUUGAGUAUCAGCUGAUUUUGUUCAUGAGACUCUUGGGUCUUGCAGUGUUGGGAUUUCUGCAGUGUGUUGUUCAGCUUGCCUACUCAGGUACUCACUGUUAAAUAAAACCUUCUAGGCAGUCAUGUAAAUGCAUUUCCUAACAGGGCAUGACUUCUUCAUGUGCAAGCCUCUUGCCCAGCUCUGGAGCUGCUAUCAAAAAGUGGGCUCAAACACUGAGCCAAGUUAGAAUUAGUAAUGAUGGUAGUAAUUGAU
This is a messenger RNA of Melozone crissalis (California towhee), 802 nucleotides long. RefSeq names its product coiled-coil-helix-coiled-coil-helix domain containing 1 (gene CHCHD1). Gene Ontology annotation, biological process: mitochondrial translation. The record is from RefSeq and is a predicted model, not a curated record. Gene Ontology annotation, cellular component: nucleoplasm; mitochondrial ribosome; mitochondrion. NCBI's taxonomy places the organism in Eukaryota, Metazoa, Chordata, Aves, Passeriformes, Passerellidae. The coding region runs from base 32 to 403 and encodes 123 amino acids. The transcript is spliced from 3 exons. Gene Ontology annotation, molecular function: RNA binding.